CAAGUUCAAGCUGUGGGGCAACAGCUGCUCAAUACCUGCCGCUUCUUAUUGGCACUUUGAUGCCAAGCAUGGCACACCGUAUGCAGUAGGCAUAUUGUCAAGCAAACUGGGUGGUAAAAUUGCGAGUGUCACAGGUUGACCGAGCCCCGGCGAUGCAAGAACGGCGCAGGAGCAAGCGCAUUAGCCUCAGCGUCUUGGAUGUGGAGCUGGGAAAGAUCACCAGGCAGAGGCGUAAGGUUGAAGCGCCGGCGCUCAGGUGCGCCCCCUGCCCUUCUGCCUGCUCGUUGGAGUUGCCUCCGCCGUGCUGCUGGCCCGUCCGCACGCAAACACACAAGCUCCAGGCUCUCGUACCCACAGCCUAUUAGUUCCGCGUUGCUUACAAAUCUGGCUUGAAUGGCCUGCACGCAGGGUAAGGUCCGCUAUGGGGUGCUGCCGCCGUUCGGCCCAAACCUGGAUUCCGCCAAGCGCGAGGCCAUCCAUGCGGCGAACACGCUGCUGCAGAAGAGUUUCCCAGAGCAAAAGGGCGACGUCGAGAGGUGCGUGUACCGUGGGCGCAGGCGCGACACAGACGGUUGGCUGAAGAGUGAGGAUCCCAGGCUUGAGCCAUGCCUGGUGGCCUGCCUGUGGCUGGGCACGCGAGUGGUGGCGGCGGCAGUGCUGCGGCUGACGUUCCCGACAACAACAGGCGCAGGCAAUGACGCAGCUCACAGGCUCGUUGCCUCACUCGCAACCCACCUUCAGAUCAUCUUCCAGGCUACGUCGGCGCGGCUGCAGCGGCGCGGGCUGGGGCGGCUACUGCUACGCUGCAUCAUGCUGACCGCGGUGCAGCAGGGGCACCAGUACUUCACGGCUCUGGUCUCGAGCGGCAGCACCAUGGACUUCUGGAGGCACAUGGGCUUCAAGGAGGUGCAGUUCAAACAAGAUCAAACCGGGAAACUGGGCCCGCCGAGGGGCCUGUCUAAGGACCUCAAGCCAGUGCUGCAGGAGAGCAGCAAGCAGUCCAUCUUCGCCCUCAACAUCUGGUAUGGGGAACGGCCCAAGAAGGUGGAGAAGGUGGACCUGAAGGAGGAGGCGCAGCCGCAAGAGCAGGGCUCGCAAGAACAGCUGCAGCAGGAGCGGGAACUGCAGCAGCAGGAUCCGGAGGGCGCGCUGACGAGACUUCUGGCGCGCAGCAGUGCGCAACUCAAGAGCGACCCCUACGAGGACAGCGAGCAGGCGCCAGGCGUGGUGUGGCCGCCGGCAGCGGCAGCAGGCGCACCUGAUGGCACCGGUGACACGGAGCCAGCUGACAACGGUGCGCUGGCUGCGCAGGACCCAGCUGACAACGGUGCGCUGGCUGCACAGGACCCAGCUGACAAAGGUGCGCUGGCUGCACAGGACCCAGCUGAACACGGCAGCGCGGUGUGGCUGGUGGAAAGCGAGAAUCAGGUGGAGCAAGCAGCCGCAUGCGUUGCAGCUGCUUUCGCUGGCGCUGGACCCGCGGGCGCUGCGGCGGGAACCAAGGGCGCGGCAGCGGGAACCAAGGGCGCGGCAGCGGGAACCAAGGGUGCUCCGGCGGGAACCAAGGGCGCUGCGGCCGGAACCCAGGGUGCUCCGGCCGGAACCCAGGGUGCUCCGGCGGGAACCAAGGGCGCUGCGGCCGGAACCAAGGGUGCUGCGGCCGGAACCCAGGGUGCUCCGGCCGGAACCCAGGGUGCUCCGGCGGGAACCAAGGGUGCUGCGGCCGGAACCAAGGGCGCUGCGGCCGGAACCCAGGGUGCUCCGGCCGGAACCCAGGGCGCUGCGGCGGGAACCCAGGGCGCUGCGGCCGGAACCCAGGGUGCUCCGGCCGGAACCCAGGGUGCUGCGGCCGGAACCAAGGGCGCUGCGGCCGGAACCAAGGGUGCUGCGGCCGGAACCCAGGGUGCUCCGGCGGGAACCCAGGGUGCUGCGGCCGGCACCAAGGGCGCUGCGGCCGGAACCAAGGGCGCUGCGGCCGGAACCAAGGGCGCUGCGGCCGGAACCAAGGGUGCUGCGGCCGGAACCAAGGGCGCUGCGGCCGGAACCAAGGGUGCUGCGGCCGGAACCAAGGGCGCACCGGCGGGAACGGGAGCUACCGCUGCCGCCACCGCGGCUCACCAGCAGGCGCUGGCGUGUCAGCGGCCGCCAGGUCAAGCAGCAGCCGCAGCCACGUCAUCCCUUGGUGAGGCUGUUCAACGGGCAGCUGCACUGGUGGAGGCGGCGGCAGAAGAGGAGGCGGCGGCCGUAGGAAUCGCGGUAUCGGCCGUGGAGGCGGAGGAAGCUGCGCUGGCAGACUUUGCGGCUGCGGCUGAAGCGGCAGAGAUGGGGAUGGAGAUGGAGGUGGAUGAGGUAGGGGCGGAGAUUGUACCGGCGACGGGGCGUGACUUUACGGCGGCGGCGGUUGGUGGCUCCACUACGCCGCAGCCUGAGGACGCGGUGACUUCAGAGGACGGCGGCGCUGCCGUGCAGCCGGAUGCCGAGGAGCACCGGCCCGCAAAACGCCGACGGUACAGCGGGGAUCGCUGUGCUGGGGAGUCGCAGGAGCAGCUGGCACAGCAGAAGGAGCCGUCGUCGCCGGCCAGCACUUUGUCGCUGCCUGGCAAUGACAGCGAAGGCGGCGGCGGUGGCGCCAGCGCAGGCAAAUGCGCCGCGGCCGCCACGCCAGAGGGCGCCGGCGGCACCGGCGGAGCUGGUGCCGCAAUUGACGGGGCAUGCCUGCAGGCGUCACCGCACGCGUCUCCUCUUCGGGUGGCGGCCCCGGCCGCGCCCCACGAGGUGUCUUGUGCGGCGUCGCCGCGUUUUCCAGCAGCGGAGGACGCCGGCGGAGGGCUAGACGGGAGCUGCAGGAGCGGCAACGCGGACGCUUUCAAGGAUGACACCGGUAUGAAGACGACGCCAGGGGUGGGCGAUGGCGGCGGGGGCGGCGUGUCAUUCCAGCAUCUACCGCAGCAGCAGGCGGCACACCUUCGCGAUAUUUUGGCAAAGCACUACCCAAGCGUGCUCCGCCUGCUGCACUCCAUCUCCGGGCCGCGCAACCAACAGAGCCACGGGUGCGGCAGCGGUUCUGUCGGGCUGCCGGUGCUGCCGCUGGAGGUUCUACACCGCUACGCCACCACCGGCCUGGGGUGGAACUACAAGAUGGUGAUCAGGCCAGCGGCCCCGGAGGCGAACAGCAGCACUGGAGCGGCGGCUGCAGCAAUGCCGGCCUUUGAGGCUACGGUGACGCUGCGAUCGCGUGACUUGUCAGCGAGUGCGGAAGCCAAGGGCAAGGCUGCUGCUGAUAUGGACACGGCCGAGCAGCUGGCGGCGGCGGCCUUUCUGCAGAACCAACUGGCGGCGGGCGUGAGCCCCGACCGCCUGUGGGCGCAGCAGCAGACUCAGCCGCAGCCGCAGCACACGCCUGCGGCAGGCGUGGCUGCGGCUCCAGCGGCCCAACACGGCAGCAGCUCCAGCGGCCCUGAGGCCGCUGCGCCCGCAGGGGCCAUGCCGCCACCCGGGAACCCGCCCGCAGCCGCCUCCCCAGCGCCGCCGCCCGUUGGGCUGCAUGCCGGCGGCCAGCAAGCCCACCACCACAUGCCGCAGCCCUGCCCGCCACAUCCGUUCUACACGCCAGGCUGCUGGCCCUACCCACAGCCGUACGCCUACGUCAUGCAGCCGCCGCAUCAGCAGCAGCAGCCGCCCCAGCAAUAUCACCCGCAGUUUGCGGCUUGGAUGCCGGGCAGCGCCCAGCUGCCGCAGCCACCGCAGCUCAGCAUUGGGCAGCAGCCGGCGGCGGAGAAACCCGCUGGCGCGCCCACCGCUGGCGCCGCAAGUGGUGGCGGCGCGGGUGAUGAUGUCGGUGGCGCCGCGCCGCCGCCCAUGCCGCCGCAUCCCAGCGCUUACCCUGGCUACUACUGGCCGCUGCCGCAUUGCAUGCCAUUGCCAGGCCCUGGCGGACCCUACGCGGGCUAUCCGCAAGCCCCGUCCGGACCCUGGGGGGCGCCGCCGCCGCCGCCGCCAGCCAGCGGCGCGCAGUGGCCGCAGGGGCCAUGGCCUUCCCAUCGGGCGCUAGCGCUGCCGCCGGCGCAGCAGUAGCCCCUGAAGUUGGAGUUGAUCACAGCAGCGUUGAUACAGCAGCAGCCGGUAGCGCAGUGGGCAAGUGUUGAUGGGGAUGGACAGUUGGCGCAUUGUUGCAAGUGCUGCUGGAGAUAGGUCAUUGCGCGCUCAAGCGCUCAUUGGAAAGAAAGCGUGGAAGUCCGACUUGUGUCGGCACCGGUGGCAGUUUUGAGGAAGAAGCUGGGCCUGUUAAGCUUGGCCCCUUCGCUGGUAAGCCCAGGUUGAGCUUUCAAGAUGCGAGAUUGCAUUGAUUACCAGCCCAGAUACGAGCCCUGGUUGCAAUCAGUACUUACUGGAGCGACAACGGAGGCAGCGGCGGUCGCUGUGCAGCUAGCCGAGGCCGGUUUGCAUGCAUUAGGUGUACUCUUCUUUGCCAUGCAGCCCAUGCUUGACGCAAGAGACGAGCUUGGGGAAGGGGAGGUCAAGGGGAGAUGCCGUGUGGCGUGCCGCGCGAUGGGUGCCGAAGGGGUGCCACGAUGAGAAGAAGGCACGGCAUUAAUGUAAGUGUUGCUAUUG
Messenger RNA from Chlamydomonas reinhardtii, 4611 nucleotides. RefSeq lists its product as uncharacterized. Gene Ontology annotation, molecular function: acyltransferase activity, transferring groups other than amino-acyl groups. The record is from RefSeq and is a predicted model, not a curated record. The transcript has 10 exons. The coding region runs from base 394 to 4074 and encodes 1226 amino acids. NCBI's taxonomy places the organism in Eukaryota, Viridiplantae, Chlorophyta, Chlorophyceae, Chlamydomonadales, Chlamydomonadaceae.